GCCUUAUCAAAUCCUCUGCGACAGUCUCCAAGCUCGAGACAAUGGUAGCCAUUGCUUGUUGUUUCAGUGGUCUCCCCACGCCAUCAAUAAGACCUCAAGGACUCGUUGGGCAUUUCCCAAAUCUUCAUUGCCCCUCUCUCAAGUUUGCCCAUUUGAGAACCAACUUCAAUACACCCAUGGCGACAACCCCCUUCCAAGUCUCUGCAUCAUCAUCAUCAUCCACCAUUGGUGCACCAGAUGAAGAAAAGGAGGUAGCCUCUUCUGGGAGGGUGGGAGCCAAUGACCUGCUGAUUGUGGGGCCAGGAGUUCUCGGGCGCUUAGUGGCACAAAAAUGGCGGGAGGAGCAUCCUGGGUGUGAAAUACAUGGGCAAACAAUGACAGUUGAUCACCAUGAGGAGUUGAGUAAGGUGGGUAUUAAUCCAUGUUUGAAGGGGACCAAAACCACCCACAAGUUUCCUUAUGUAAUCUUUUGUGCUCCACCAUCAAGAACCUCGGAUUAUCCUGGUGAUGUUAGACUGGCUGCAUUGAACUGGAAUGGUGAAGGUUCUUUUUUAUUUACUUCAAGCUCUGCACCAUAUGAUUGCAACGACAAUGGUCCAUGUGAUGAGGACACCCCAGCAGUGCCAAUAGGGAGGAGCCCCAGGACUGAUGUCCUUCUUAAAGCAGAAAAAGUAGUGCUGGAGUUUGGGGGUGUUGUUCUUAGAUUGGCGGGGCUUUACAAAUCAGAUAGAGGUGCACAUGUUUAUUGGUUACACAAGGGGAUCGUAGAAACUCGUCCAGAUCACGUCCUAAAUCUUAUACAUUAUGAGGAUGCGGCUUCCCUCUCUGUUGCAAUCUUGAAGAAGAGAUUACGUAACAGGAUCCUCUUGGGUUGUGACAAUCAUCCAUUGUCCAGGCAAGAAGUAAUGGACUUGGUUACUAAAAGUGGGAAAUUUUCAGGAGUGUUUGAGGCUUUUACAGGAACUACUGAUCCUUUGGGCAAGAGAUUAAACAACUCAAAAACUCGUGAAGAAAUAGGGUGGGAACCAAAAUACCCCAGUUUCUCUCAAUUCCUUGAGAGUAUUUGAAUUACGACUAGCAUCUAUCUGCAUUGUUGGGAUUGGAUUUAGUGGUGGGAAGUAUUGGUUUAAGUUGAGCCAAGUAAUGUUUGCCAUGGAGCUGCUCAAGGUCUUACAUUUGGAAAUACCAGCUGCAGUGGGCUCGCUUCUGUAGAGAACUGACAAUUCUUAACCUCCUCAGUCAGAAUUAUCUGGCCAUUGAAGCUCUGCGGCAAUGUCGAACAUUGGACUUCAUGUGUCUCUGUACAGGGAGCUGAUAUAUAUAUAAUUGGUCCCAAAUUCAAUGUAGGACCUGACCAUAUAAAUCUCUCAAAUGUAUGAACAUUUUCGUAAGUCUUUCUGCUACAUAAGAUGUAUUCUGUAUGCUUAUGUUGCUACCCACAAACUAUGUUUCUUCUUGAUUGAUUUACGGUCCAUUGCGAUUUGACUCAGAUUUUUAGUGAGUAAAAGAUUGAUAAUGCAAGUUGAUUAUGUUAAUAAACCGUAAAUAA
This is a messenger RNA of Prunus persica (peach), 1549 nucleotides long. RefSeq lists its product as uncharacterized. The record is from RefSeq and is a predicted model, not a curated record. Bases 42 to 1067 code for a protein of 341 amino acids. Lineage: Eukaryota; Viridiplantae; Streptophyta; Magnoliopsida; Rosales; Rosaceae. The transcript is spliced from 9 exons.